Molecule: messenger RNA, 1484 nt
Organism: Diorhabda sublineata
Lineage: Eukaryota; Metazoa; Arthropoda; Insecta; Coleoptera; Chrysomelidae
Product: phospholipase A1-like
Exons: 7
Coding region: 407-1399 (330 amino acids)
Molecular function (GO): lipase activity
Source: RefSeq, a predicted model, not a curated record
GAAAAUGAAGUUAUCAAUUUAUUUUAGGGAAUUUUAAGAUUUUAUAGUCAAAUAAUGAGAAAAUUAAAAACGUUUUGUGGAUUAAUAUUAGAGCAAGACUUAGCUAAAAAGGCUUUUACGACUGAAUAUUAAAUAUACUUUGCAUUCUACGUUAACUUACUGUACGUCUUUUAAAGGUUACGUAUCUUAAAAAAAAUAUAGUAAAUACUGAAUUUUGUAUGAAUAAACUAUCAAUUUACCUCGGUAGAGGUCGCUUAAUUUCAUUUUUCGAUAUGUAGUUUACUAGAACACAAGAUCAAGUUCAAGAAUUCAAAAUAUCGAAUUGAAGAAGUUUUACAGUUAGGCCGUACGCGUCAAUGGAAUAUAAAGAAAAAGUGACUGUAUCAGGUGAUAUAAAUUAAAAGUCAUGGAACUAAGUGUUUCUAUUAGUAUUAUUUUGAAAAUUGGUAUUCUGUUUAGUUUAAAUUUUACAGAAGUUCACGGUGGUAUAUGGAACGUUUGGAAUGUUAAUUAUUGGAGAUGUGUUUUGAAAAAAAUUUAUGAAUGUCCAGAUAAUAAUAUCAGAUAUUAUUUAUACACUCCAGAAACUGGUACAAAAAGACUGACUAUAGAUAUAAGGAAUCCGUACGCUUUAAAUUAUUCUGGGUAUGAUUAUCGCAAAAAGAACGCAAUCAUUAUUCACGGAUUUAACGGUACUGAGUCCCGAACACCGAUCACAAUUUUACGUAACGCUUACAUUUCAAGAAAAGAUUACAAUGUAUUCACGAUAGACUGGUCGACAAUAACGCCAUUUCCAUGUUAUAUAUCUGCUCUAUCAAAUACGAGGUUAGUCGGACAAUGUGGCGCGAAGUUCUACGCUUACAUCAUGGAAAAUGGAGGCGACGCAAGAAAAACCACUUGCAUCGGACAUUCUUUAGGAGCUCAUAUUUGCGGAAUGAUGAGUAAUCAUUUGGAUAAAAGACAACAUAAAAUUGUUGGUUUGGAUCCCGCAAGGCCCUUAAUUGAUCGUUACGCUAAUAAAUUAUUUAAACUGUCAACGGAAGAUGCUAAUCACGUACAAGUGAUUCACACGAACGCUGGAUUUUUAGGUGAAGUGAAUCAAGUAGGACACGUGGAUUUUUGCGUGAACGGUGGUAGAUUUCAACCGAGUUGUUAUGGAACUAGACUACAACGAGCUAGAUGUAGUCAUUUUCAAAGUGCUUGUUAUUUUGCACAGACUGUAAGAUACGGUAACUCAAUUAUGGGGAGACCUUGUAAAGGGGGGUGUCCAAAGAUGAACUCGAAUUGGGGGUUUUCACCCGGGAAACCAAUACCUAUGGGAGAAGAUACGCCUUUUGGGGUUACUGGAAGUUAUUGCGUGCAAACGAAUACUUUCAAAGAUUGUCCUUAUUUCCAGUAAAAGUGAAAUUCAAUGACAAUUAUAUUAUGUACAUAUAUUUUCAAUUUAUUUUAAUAACAAAUAAAAAUUUUGUUUUGUUUCUUAU